Molecule: messenger RNA, 282 nt
Organism: Gymnogyps californianus (California condor)
Lineage: Eukaryota; Metazoa; Chordata; Aves; Accipitriformes; Cathartidae
Gene: ANAPC11
Product: anaphase promoting complex subunit 11
Exons: 2
Coding region: 1-255 (84 amino acids)
Biological process (GO): protein ubiquitination; positive regulation of mitotic metaphase/anaphase transition; anaphase-promoting complex-dependent catabolic process
Cellular component (GO): anaphase-promoting complex; nucleus
Molecular function (GO): ubiquitin protein ligase activity; zinc ion binding; cullin family protein binding
Source: RefSeq, a predicted model, not a curated record
AUGCGGGUGCGGGUGCGGAGCUGGCAUGGCGUCGCCUCCUGGCUGUGGGUGGCCAACGACGAGAACUGCGGGAUCUGCCGGAUGGCCUUCAACGGCUGCUGCCCCGACUGCAAGGUGCCCGGCGACGACUGCCCACUGGUGUGGGGGCAGUGCUCGCACUGCUUCCACAUGCACUGCAUCCUCAAGUGGCUGAACUCGCAGCAGGUCCAGCAGCACUGCCCCAUGUGCCGGCAGGAGUGGAAGUUCAAGGAGUGACGGCCGGGCUCCGCCGUUACACCGGCC